Messenger RNA from Biomphalaria glabrata, 11219 nucleotides. RefSeq lists its product as uncharacterized. NCBI's taxonomy places the organism in Eukaryota, Metazoa, Mollusca, Gastropoda, Planorbidae. Gene Ontology annotation, molecular function: protein binding. The record is from RefSeq and is a predicted model, not a curated record. The transcript is spliced from 14 exons. Bases 969 to 6200 code for a protein of 1743 amino acids.
AACAUGACGAUGGCGGAAAUGUCAGUCAUCGAGGACGAAUAGACUUUAGUUUAUAGAUUAAUCAACAUAGAAAUGAUUGGCACAUUCCUUGUUGGCUUGUUCCAUAUGCUAGAACAAAUGUGUACAAAAUCUCCUCCUUCCAUAGUGCUACUAGAUAUGCCAUAUGGGAAUGGGUUGCCUGAAUUAGGCUGAAUAAGCCAGGAAAACCAAUCAUGACCAAUGACUUUGCCUACUUUACUUUGGUCGUUUGAAGACUUGGCAGAGUUUUACAGUUUAAGUCUUAAAUUAAGUCAUAACCAAUCAUUUAACAGAGCAUGACUAUUGACUAGAUCUGCCAUCUAGGUCUAGAGUGUAGAUUCUUAUUUUACUCUAGACUCUUACUCUACUGUCUCUAGACUAGAAAAUCUAGAUUGACCUGUCAUAGAACAUAAAGACUAAAGUCAUAAUCAACUCUUUUUUGAGUAACAUCUGUAAUAGUGUAAUAUUAUAAUAUAUAUUAUAAGUAUUAUAAGACGAUAAGAUUAAAGAUAGAGUGUUAGAGUUAAGAAUUACUGUCGUCAUCAAGCAGCUGUAGUACAUAGCACAGAAGUCUAAUUCAUAAUGAUAAAGCUCUGGCUGUUAGUGUAUGUUCCUUCAGAGUUGAAGAUAAUUUACUUCCUAGUCCAAACCUCUGGCAGAACGACGAGGGAUGGCAGUAGAAAGAGUAUAAACAUGGGACCAUCAAAAAUUCUGAACAACAGUCCAGUGUGCAUACCGCUCUUCUAGGCAGCCACCGUAUUGUUUUUCAAUUCAUUUUACAGAAUUGCUUAAUAAUUUAAUCAAUUAUAAAAAGAAUGGCAGGGAAUGGCAAUAGGCUGGUUUUGAAUCAUGACCAUCAGCACUACACUCUGAAGCACAUACCUAACAACCAGAGAAGUUCUUUCAAUAGGUUGAUAGAACUGGAAAUGUGUUUCUGAUUCACAACUGAUAUGGCUACCAAACUACCAAAUAGACCUGUUCUAAAAAAGCAUAUUUCAACAUUAAAAAUUCCUGUUAGUGCUGAUGUAACUGAUAAAGCAAAGAUCAAACCCACCGAGUCUUCAAUCAAGUCAUUAAAUAAUGGUCCAAAACCAAGGGCUCCGAAUAAGAAAACACAGUCUCAGUCACCAAGUGUUACUGCGAAACCAACAGCUGUCAACUCAAGGCAGACAACUUAUGAUAAAGAAGUGGAACAAAAAUUUGAUCAUAUUUUAGAAGGUGACUUUACAGAUUUGCUUCCCCUUCCUCGCUCCACUGUUCGCAUAUUUCUCAGUUCUACCUUCUCUGAUAUGAGAGCAGAAAGAAAUGCACUAGCCAAGCUAGCGUAUCCCAAACUUAGAGAUUUCUGCACAGAGAUGGACCUAGGCUUCCAAGUUGUUGAUCUGAGGUGGGGUGUGACUGCUGAAGCUACAAAUAGCCAUUUGACGACUGAAAUAUGUUUGCUGGAGCUGAAGAAUUGCCAAAAAGUUUCAGUUGGACCAAAUUGUAUUGCAAUCAUUGGAAAUCGUUAUGGAUUCUGCCCCCUGCCUUAUAAAAUUUCCCUAGAGGAAUAUACCAUUCUCAAGUCAGAGGCUAAGGAACUAGGAUUAACUGACUUUAAUCUGAUUGAUCAAUGGUAUUUUAAAGAUGAUAAUUCAAUACCACCAGCCUAUUAUCUGCAACCAAUUACUUCGCAGCUGCCUUACUUUUUAGACAACUCCUCUCAGUUUGAGAGUCAGAAGAAAGCUCAAAUAGAAGAGUGGAACAGAAUAGAAAAGACUAUGUUAGCUACACUUUACAAAACUGCCAUUUCUGCUUGUAACAAACAAACAAUUUCACAGGACAGAAAACAUUUUUAUCUAAUGUCUGUAACAGAGCAUGAAGCCAGAGCUGGUAUUGUCACUGCCUUGGACCCCAGUAAACAUGGCCUGGUAUUCCUUAGAGAGCUGGAUAACUUUACAUCUGACAUGUAUAAAGACCAGAAUGCAAGCCGUUACAAAGAUCUGAUUAAUGAAUCAGACAAGCCUGAUACAGAUAUAAAUGCAGAAAAUUUGUUGAAAUCUUUUAAACAUGAUCUCGUCUCUAAUCUAAAUGAAUCAAAUGUGACUUCAUAUAAUGUUCCCUGGCAGUCAGGGGGAAUCAACCCUGAACUGUUCCCAGCACACAAAGAGUACAUAGACCAGUUUUGUUCUGACUUUGUUACCAAAGUCAAGGCAAUGAUACAAGCGGAUGCUUCAGCCAAGGAGUCACUGAUCAGGCAGGGAGAAUAUUACUCUUCCUUUGAAGAAGUUCUCCAUCAUGCCCACUUUUGUCAAACAAAAACCGAGACUUUUUGUGGUCAGAAUGAAACACUUAACAAGAUUAAAGAAUACAUUUUAGAUCCUGCCAAUCGUAAGCCUUUUGUCAUUCAUGCUCAAUCUGGUGCUGGGAAAACAUCUGUCAUGGCGAUGGCCAAGAACAGCUUGAGACUGUGGAUCAAGGAAGACCAUGUUAGCAUCAUUCAGUUUCUUGGGACAACUCCAUUAAGUACAGAUAUAUACAACGUUCUGUUCAGUUUGUGUGGCCAGCUGGCAGAUAUCACUGACAGCAUCAUGGAACCACAGAGCUACAGAACUAUGAAGGCAUUGGCCAUGUAUUUGCCACGAUUUUUUCGUACCAUUGGAUCCAUACUCAAGAUGCCAAUAAUCAUUUUUCUGGACUCAUUGGAUCAGUUAGAUAGCAAGCAUGAUGCUUACACUGCAUGGUGGCUGCCAGUAAAUCUUCCAUCGAAUUUCAAGCUGGUCAUCUCAACUUUGCCUGACCAUCAUGAAAUAUUGACCAAUCUCAGGAAUCUAGUUAGUCUGGAAAAAAAUUUUGUUGAAGUUCCUCUCUUGCCAGAUGUGACAAGUAGAGAAAUAGUAGCAAGAUACCUGACUUUUAAGAAGAGACAAGUGAAUGACUAUCAAAUAGAGUUUCUUCUAGAGACAUUUAAAAAGUCACCUAGCCCUCUGUUUUUAAAGCUGUUAAUGGACCAUGCAGUACACUGGUGUUCCUAUACGCCAUUAUUGAAACUUACCUUGCCAGAUUCUGUCAGAGUUGCUAUUAAUAACCUUUUUCAACAACUUGAAAUUAAAUUUGGCUCAAAAUUUGUUCAAGGGGCAUUAGGACUUCUGACUGUAGGAUAUAAUGGACUGAGUGAAAUUGAGUUGGAAGAUGGUCUCUCAUGCAUGGAUGAUGUCCUGAAUGAAGUUUAUAGGUUCCAUGAUCCUCCAGUGCCUGGUCUAGUUCGAAUACCACCAGUUAUGUGGGCCAGACUUCGGUAUGAUAUUAAAGACUAUCUUGUAGAGCGUCAGUCACAAGGGCAGACUACUCUGUUCUGGUACCACCGACAGUUUAGAGAAGUGGCAACUGAGCGAUAUGCUAAUAGCAUCACAGGUCAAAAGUUGCAUCAAGUUUUAUUUGAGUUGUUUGCAGCCGAAGAUGGGGUGAAGAGAGAUAUAGUGUUGAUGGAUAGGAAUAACCUUUACAUUCCAAAUGCAGACAGAAAUACAACACCCCAGGUGACAAGCAUCGGAAACAACAGAAAACUGGAGUGUCUCUCCUACCAUCUAAAGCACUGCCAGAGCAUCCAAGAUCAGGAUUUUGUCAAACAAACUACUUACUGCAACUUGAUGUUCCUAAGGGCCAAAGUCACAUCUGUAGGCAUUGAGAAACUAUUGAGAGAAUUAGAAGAUUAUCAGAGCAUUGUCCAGGAUGAGGAGGUGGAUGUUAUAAUGAAGUUUAUUGUCACUUGUAGCAGUUCUCUCAAGGAUCCUGUUGUAGCUGCCUUCAACAUACUUGCACAUAUUCCAGAUGAAACUGAACAUAACAAUAUUUUGCUCCUCAAAACAAAAGCUAGGCAGUAUCUAUGGAGUUUGAACAAGACUGUAUUAAUGCCAUCCUUUGCUUGUCUAGUUCCCAGGUGUGGAGAACCAGAGAAAACUUAUGUUGGCUUUAGUCAUUUUUUAGGCACCAGAAAUGAGCUCGUUUUAUUUGCUAGUAGCUGGCCUUCCAUCAAUACAGAACAGAAGAACUAUUUAGCAGACCAUUCAGCAACCUUGGCAUGCAUUGAUAUGAAAACAGCUGAAUUGAGCAAGCACUUCUGUGAAAACAUUAGCUCUGAGCCAUACAUGAUGGCAGAUGGCAAAGUUUUGGUUUAUUUUUCAGUAGCUGAGCUGGCCAUUAUCAAAUUGAACAUUGAAACUGGGAAAUGUAACAAAUUUCUGCUUGUUGAGAUCUUUCCUGGAUCUCAUGGAAACAAAUUAUCAACUCAUUCUUGUUUGAUAUCUGGAUCAAUGGAUUCAAAGUUUUUGGCUAUUUGUUUAGGAGAUGGACUUGUUGUAGUUGAGGCUCAAGACAUGAAACCAAUCUGUUUGCUUCAACAACCUGUCAAAACCAAAGUCACUAACAUCCAUUGUAGUAGCGGACCACCUCUUGUUGUCAUAGUAACCAGCGAUGAUAGAGAAAUAACAUAUUGGGAUGUGGUGAAGAAAGAAAUAAUACGUCGUAUAAAAACAUCUGCAAGAAUUGAACCGAAAUGCUCCCACUUGACACUUGAAGAUGAAUUCCACAUAUCUUACAGCAACUUUGAAAAGGAGCAUUCCAUUUAUGUCAACAAAAUGAAGCAUGAAGAUCUUUCAGAACCCUUACAAGUUUCUAAAGUUAUUCAGAUGAUGAAGGUGUCGAGAAUAGACCAGGAAAUUUACAUUCUCAUUGGUGGUACAGAAAUUAAGGUCUUAAAUCUGGACAGCAGGCACUAUGUUAAAACAUUCCUUCAUGAGACUGGAAUUGUUUCCUUCGAUGUUGCUUGGGAUGAUGAGAAGCUUCUGAUAGCUGAUACCAACAACUCAAUUAUUCUAUUGAAUCAUAAGUUUGAUGUUAUAAUUUCACAUGAAGGUAUCCUAGGUCAAAUAAACUAUGUUGGCAUCCUUCAAGGUCAAAUGUUAAUUGCUACUCUAGAAAGUAAAGUCAAGAUCUGGAACAUGAAAGAUUUCUUUGCAGCUAUUUCAGAGAAUGAAAAAAGUAAAUCUUCCACUUCCAGUAAAAUCUUAUCACAUCAGGAUGAUGUGACAUGUUUUGUCAUGUCCAGUGAUGGACAAAUUCUUCUAACAGCAGGUACACAUGAAAUUGGUCGAGUUUGGUCUCUGCAAGACUGCUCAUUUAUACGUGAGUUCAAAUUACACUUGAAGCCAACUAGAAUGGUUAGCGUAGCAGAAAGCAAAUUUGUUGCCUAUGACAGUGAAAUGAAAAGAUUAAUUUCUUUUAAGCAGGAUGGAGUUCAUAUAAAUUGUAAUUACCCUGAUAAUGUCACCUGCUUCACUAUUACCAAGGAAAAUAACAGGCUUUUGUUUUUGACUAAAGGGAGUAAGCAAACCUUGUUUAUAUAUGAUAUCAAAAGUAACAUUUACUUGAAAAAAUUCCAUGUCAACAUUAAUUUUAACUACCUGAGUGCAAAAAUGUUUUUGUCUGUUUCGGAACGUUACGCAGUUUUCAAAUGGGAAGUAACACCAGAGGACUUCAAGGCAAUCUCAGCUAUGUGGAAUAAAGGGACCAAACUCCCAGAACAGAAACAUCCUUUCAGGUUCUCUGCUGUUGAUUUGAAUCAAGGUUCAGGAGUCCAACUUCAUGUUUAUCACCAACUUACCAAAGUUCCACAGCUGGGCAUCGCUGUAGAGCCAUACAAAGGUAACUUAAUGAUGGUCUCUUCCAGACGUUGGGUUGUUUUCUGGGAUAUCCCAACAGGCAACUGCGAUCAAAUGAUGUGCAAGUCUCCAAGAAAGACAAAAAUGUACCGCCCAGAUUGGCUUGGCCAAGACUGUGUCGGCAGCAAUGACAUCAUUACCAUGUCAACAGAUAGGCGAUAUGUUGCUGUAGGCUCUCAAGAUGGUUAUGUGUUUGUGUACGAUGGAGAGUCAGGCAUGCCUGUGGGAAUGAAGGCUCCAACAAGCAGACAUCCAUCUCCAGUGAAUCAGGUUUGUUUCAACAGCUCCACUUCCCUUCUGGCUUCCUCUUGUACUAGUGGCUAUCUCAAAGUGUGGCUUCCAAAGACUGGUCGGUGCAUUUUUUCUGUGUCCAUCGGAAUGGAGCUAAGACAGUUAGAGUUUAGUCACAACGGGAAGAAACUUAUGGCUGUGACAACUGCUGAAUUGAGUCAUGUCCUGAUGUUUGAUAUCACGAAAGGUUAAAGAUGCUUUUGGAUAUUUUAUGUAGUUUGCUAAAAAAAAUCAAAAUUAAUGUAGUUUUUGAAGAAAAACGAGGUUUGUGUUGGACUGUGCUUCCAGGAAAAAUGUUCAUUAAUUCACUUUAGGUAAUUGUUUUGUAGUGUGUGUAUUUUUGUUCUCUUUAAUGUUAUUAUUUUUAAUAUAUUUAUUUUUUUAUUGUUGUUUUUAAUACCCAUUAAUAUUCAUGCCAUAUUGUUUUAGCAGCCCCCUCUCCCCUGGUAAAAGCUGCUAUUGUUAAAGAGAUGAUUGUCAUGUUUAGAGCUCCAAAAAAAAGUGAAAGAUAUGGUUUUAAAACUACCUCUAUCUUACUUAGUCUAACUUCAAAUUUUACUUUACUUUAGUCUUUUGAAAGCCUACAAUUUGUUUUUUUAAAUAUAAUGUAUACCAUUUUUAAAGAUGAUAAAAUUACACUGUGUACUUUUCAGUACCUACAUGUUAUUGCCACAAGUAAUUUAUAAACUUUUAAAAAUGAAGAUUUGUUUUGCUUUAUUUAAUCAAGUUGUUUUCAAAGUUUUGUUUUGUUAGAUAAAUGUCUUUGUUUUACAAAAUCUAAUUAACUUUCUGAAUUCCUAGACAGAAUUUUUUUUUAACUUAUUGAAUAUCAUGCAUGUAAAUUAUUUAAUGUAAAGGCAGUCAGUGAAAGGCUUUAUCACUAUUUCAUAUUGUUACAUUUUUACAAAACUUAUAUCAUCUCACUCUUGUCUUGGUGGAAUCUCAUACUCAUUGUUUCUCCCACUUCCCAUUCCCGGAUCAAGUUGAAACUUUGCACAAUCAUUCAUUGCCGAUGACAGCACAUAAAUCAACUUUAAAAAAUUAACCAAUUAGUUAAUCAGUCAGUCCUAAUUAAUAAAUUUUUUGUUGUACAGAAAAGGUAGGCUACUUAGCUAAUAGCGACUAAUAGUAAUAUGCUAAAUGUAAUUUGCAGGACCCCUGCUGGGCACGGGGCCCAAUUUUGAGCAAUCAAUGAAAUCGGCCCAAGGCUGACCCUGAUUAGUCUAGAUCUACUAAAAAUUAAUUACAUGAUUCCAUUCAUCCAUCCCAGUGGCGCUACAGCCCAUGGAGGGCUCUGUCCUGCUUCAACACAUCCUUCCAUUCAGAUCUCUCCUGGGCCCUUCAUCUCCAUGCCCUAACCCCAAGCUGUUGCAGAUCUGCCUCCACAUCAUCAAUCCAUCGCAUUUGGGGUCUGCCUUUGGGUCGCCUAUCUUUUGUUUUUUGCCUGUAUAUGAUUUUCGCUCCUCUGUUAUCUGACAUUCUUUCAAGGUGAUCUGCCCAACAUAGUCUGUUCUUUUUUAUUUUGUUCACUAUUGGUGGGUCUUCAUACAAUUGAUAUAACUCAUGGUUAGUGCGUGUCCUCCACCCUGUUUCAUCCUGUAUGGCACCUUAGAUUUUCCUAAGGAUAUUCCGAUCCCAAGUAUUAAGUAAAUUUUCAGAUGUCUUAGUCAGUGUCCAGGUCUCACUUGCAUACAUUGCUGUUGGUCUUAUUAUGGUUUUGUAUAUUAUAAUUACAUGAUUGGUUCAAAAAAUUUUAAUGCAAUUUGACUCAAUAUUGGCUUUUUUUUUUUUAAAGUAUUUGUUUUAUAUUUUACUUGUUAUUAUGUUUGCUUUGUUUCACUUUUGGUAAACUCUGAAAUAUUAAAUGCUUUAGAAAUCCAAAAAGUGUUUUAAUACCACUAGCUAUGAACAUUUAUAAAUAAACCAGCAAGUUGUUUUUAUUGAUAUGACAUUGUAAUGACAUUAGUUUCUUUUAAAAUUCUUUAUUGUUUUUACACACAAUUUUUAUAAUUCAGUCAAAUUAGUGUUUGAUAUAUAAAGAUACUUUAGUUUGGAUUUAAAUCAUGUAAACUGUGAUACAUUUAAAAGUAUUUUAUUUUAAUUGUAUUUUAUUCCAUAUAUUUUCCUUAUAGUUUUUUUGUCUUUAAACUACAGAUUUUAAAAAUGGCUUUAAAAUCUGUAAUCAAAGUUAAUUUGUUGAUUUAUUUGAAUGAAAGAUAGUUUAAUGGAAGAUGAAAGAUACACAAAAUAAUUUUUUUGAAAUUAUUUCAUUAAUGAGAAUAAUUACUUAGAAUCCCAUACUAUUUAAUAGUUGGUCUAUAACCAGCAAGAGAGAUAACUGUUCUUAAGUUUUACUGUGAAAUCACAGAAUGAAUAAUUUGGCCCAAGGCACUGAGACUGAGUGGUAAAGCACUUGGCUUACAAACCAGAGGGUCCCCGGUUUGAAUCAUGAUGAAGACUUGAACUUUUAAUUUAGGCUCUAAUGGGUACCUGACAUUAGUUAAGGAAAAGUAAAGGUGGUUGGUCAUUGUGCUGGCCACAUGAUACCCUUGUUAGACAUGGGCCACAGAAACAGAUGACAUCUGAAUAAUCUGCACCAUAGAUCACAAGCUUAACUUUUACUUUAAAAUAAGGUGUCCUAAUACUGUUUAUAUCUUUAGUUCGUUCAUGUAGACUGUAGACACUUUGUACAUUGCAUACUGGGAUAACAAUGUUGACAUAUCUUCUUAUGGCUUUUGUGAUAACAAUUAGAAUACCACUUUUCCUUUAUACUAUCAUUUUACAAACAAUGCAAUUUAUUCUUAUAUGUAAAAGAUUAUUCUUGUAUUAUAUUUUUAUGUAUCCUUUACUUAACAUUUUUAAACAUUGUUUUAUGAAAGCUGCUUUCUAUCACAUCAUUCAUUUCUUUUAUCACCCUAAUAAAUCAAGUCCAUAUUUCCCUUGGCAUGAUCAUGUUAUCUCCCUUGCUGCCAGUACUUCCGCUGGAACCCAAAGUUUUUCAAAGAUCUGCCUGAAGAUAAACUGUUAUGAAUGAAACAAACCCAGAUAUUCCAUACCCAGCAAUCAGAAGCUAAUGUCUGUGUGUCUCUGUAAUGGGUUUUUACAAUCAGUUUCUGUAUUAUUUACAUAGUUAUGGACAGUUUUAUUAUGUGCUAACAGAUAGAUUUACUGAUAAAUUGUGUGUGUGUGUGGAUUUUUUUUUUCUAAAAGCAUGAGAUAAGAAUUUAUUUGGGCCAAUAACAGCAGUACUCUCUAUUUAUAGUGCUUUUUUUUAAGUCAUAAAGUUAAAUGAUUACAUAUAAUGACCUUUUUUAUUCUAUACUAAGAAUGUUGGUCUUUUAGCAUUGUUUUGUUUUUUCAAAGUCUCACAGAGUUGAUGGAAUUAUAAUUGAUGCAUAGCUUUCAUUUUUUUAAAAACUUUGUUGUUCUAUGACUACUUCUGUGUUGUAUAAUUUUGUUAGUCUACACAUUUGUCUUUCAAAGAACUUGGAUCAAACAUACACAUUCUUGUUGUAUCAUACAUCUAACACAUCUUAUUAUUUGUUACAUUAUUGAUUUAAAGCAUGUUAUUAUUUGUUAUAUCAUUAAUGUAGCACAUAUUAUUAUAUGUUAUAUUAUUGAGUUAACAUGUUAUUAUAUCUUUUUAGUUGUUGCAUUUUCAUUAUCUCUUGUCUUAACAUUCUGUUGUUGUUUUAAUACUUGCCAUGUGGGUCUAAUUGUGCCACUGGGUGUAAUUUAUGUAGUUAAAAAGAAAUAUAAUAAACAUUAAACUCUUUGGCCAUACAGAUUAAGGGAGGUAACUAUAAUAUUCAAAUGUAUGACGUGGACCAACUUUAUCUCAAACAAUUCAACUCACAGCAACAGCAAUGCAGCGCCAACAGUUCACAUAUACUUCUGUUACGCUUUUUUUUUUUGGUAUCAUGUCAUGCAACAUUACUCUAUUGUUGUUGUUUGUGUUGAAAAUAUAACUUUCAUUUUAAACUUUGUUAUUUUAUCAACUGACCUAUGUAACAAUGCUGACUUAUAUAUAGCAACACGUAUCCUGGAAACGCAACAAUGAAAAGCAGCAAAGUUGAUGUGAUAAAUAAAACAUUAACCAUAGCUUUCAAUAUAACAUAAUCAGCAAUAAAGCCAAUAACAAAAAUAUACCUUAAAAGUUACAUUUCGAUGUUAGUCUUGAGCUAAUAACAAGAGUUUAAAACUUUCCUCCAGCAAGCAACAUCUAUCGGCAAGGAACAUAAUUCUCAGGACUUUAUACUGAUUUUUUAAAGUGUAAAUAUUGUAUUUUGUAUUCCGUAAGAAUAGAAUGUUUUCAAUACUACUGGCCUCUGUUAAUUUUAUAUCAUCCUUGGUUACCUGUUUCAAAAUUAAUAACUUCCUAAAUAAAUAUUGGAAAUCCAUUUCUUGCAUCACAUUCCAAUAAUAAUUCCGCUAAUAUAUAUAUUUCACAAUUAAUAUAUCAUUAAAUAAUAAACACAAAUAAUCACAUAUAUUUAUAUUUUUAUUAGGUGUGAUUUUAAGUCUAUGCCUUCCAUAUAGCAUUUAUUUGUAAAUGUCAAUCUAAUAAUUUGAAAAAAAAUAUAUAUAACAAUUUCUAUCGUUGGUCUAUUAACAAAAAUAUGAAUUAUUGGGCAAUAGAUAUCUCAUCAUUUAGGAAAAAAAAUUAUUUUUAUCACUUGUAUUUUUGUUUUGGUUUUAAAAUUAUUUGGUGUUUUCGAGUCUAUUGAGGUACAAAAACUUUCAUAAUUUACAUGUUUUGUUCUUGUUUGUUGUCAUUUGGUUUUCUGUAUAGUAGAAGUUUAUUUUUCUAUUAAAUGUUAUUAUUAUUUAUGCUAAAUUAGAAAUUAAAAUUAGUUUUUCAUAAAUGACCAAACAAAUAUUUACAUAGCAAAAACCUAAUAAAAGAAUUGAACACCCAAAACAUAAAAUGCAAAAAAACAAAAGGCAUAUACACUUUCGUUUUAAUUGAGGUUUAUUGAUUUUUUUUUCUAUAAUUUUGACUCUUAUGAACAAUGUUUUACAUGCUUUCAGCCAAGAUAAGGGGUUAGUAUUUAAAAAAUUACAUUUGUUGAUUUAGUUACUUUUAUUUCACUUGCAUUCAUGUAGAUUUUCUUGUAUUUAUUCUUUGAUUUGAUUUAUAGAAAAUAAAUGUUUAAUUUUAGCAGAGUAAAACUUGGUCAUAAAGUGAUAAACUGAGGGUCACAAGAGUUA